GCGCAGCCCAGUCCCCGCUCAGCGCUCGGACAGCGCAGAGCCGGGAGCCGCCUGCCCAGCGGAGCCGAGCCCCGGCCGGGAGGAGCAUGUGAGCGCCCGGAGGGACCUUCCGCGCCUGCCCGGCUCCAGCAUGCGGCUCCCUCUGCUGCUGGGGCUGCUCCUCUGCCGAGCCGGAGGCCUCCUUGCUCUGCCAAGAGACUGCAUAGCAGCUGAGAAGAUUUGCCUGAUGGACCCUGCCUGCAAUGCCACCUACCAAGCUCUGGAAAACUGCUCCCUUGAUAAGACACGUUUCCUCCUGCUGAGUCCUGAUGCCAGAGCAAGGUGCCGGGAUGCAAAGCUAGACCUCAGAAGCAGCCCUUUACUGCAUUGCAAGUGUCACCGCCGCAUGAGGAGACAGAAGCACUGCCUGCGCAUCUACUGGACUGUUCACUCCAGCUUCACACUUGGUUAUUUCAAUUUGGAGACUUCUCCUUAUGAGGAUCCAGCAAAUGAAGAACCCUGGAAGAUUGACUACAACAAGCUGGCAGCUUUGGUUUCAGGUUCACAUCUAGCAGGGGACAGCGCAAAUGCCUGCCUGAAAGCAACUCACUUCUGCAGCCUGAAUAAGAAAUGUGUCCAUCUGCGCACAUAUUAUGCCUCCAGCUGCACCAACGGGGCAGAGUCUGGAGGCACCUGUGACCAGCGUAAGUGCCACAAAAGGCUACGACAGUUCUUUGAGAAGGUCCCUGAGGAUUUCACCAAGAGGCUCCUGUUCUGUCCAUGUCAAGAUGAGCUCUGUGGGGAGCGACGCCGGAAAACCAUUGUCCCUGAGUGCUCCUUCCAAGACAGCAUCAAACCCAACUGCCUCCUUCUCUUGGACUCCUGUAUCAAAGACCAUAUCUGCAAAUCCCGACUGGCUGAUUUUCAACAGAACUGUCAGCCUGCAGGCAUGUCCCCAGAUGGCUGUUCACAGCACAACCAUGCUGCGUGCCUGAAGGCUUACAUGGGGAUGAUUGGUACAGCCAUGACACCAAACUAUGUUGGUAACUCCAGCACGAAGGUUUCGCUAUGGUGUACCUGCGAGAACAGUGGCAACCAGCAGGAGGAGUGUGACCAGAUACGCAGCAUGUUCGUUAGCAACAAAUUCCUCAAAAAUACAAUUCAGUCUCAGAUGCAUCUGAGCCAGGCAACUCUGGAGGGGCAGGAAGGAUUGUUUUACAUGCCUUCCCUGAGCUUCCAGGGGGACAGCACCAACACUUCCCUUGCUUCAGAAAUGUGCCAGGUCACCGAGACAAAGACAUGGCCAGACAUCUCUGAAUACAACAGCAUGCCCAUGGCCUCCUCUGUGUAUUCUGGAGCUGGGGUUUCCUGGCCCCCAAUGGCCCUGCUGCUAUUGUUGCUCCUGCUCAGCCCACCUUAACUUGACACAACAGGCAUUUGUCCCUUCCACAUAAUUCUCCUCACUCUGCACCCAGAUAUUGACCUACUAACUCACCCUUCGGGAACUGAAGGCCUCCAGAGAAGAGGAACUGAAUAGUCUCACCCCAGAACAGGAAGGCCUGCAUCCUUCUCCUAGGAGUGAGUCAUUUCACUCAGCUCCUUCGGCAGUUAGAACUGCAGGGGUUGGUUGUCCAACACUAUCUUCUCCCCCCCUCCUAGCACUGCAAGAGGAAGAGUAGCCCGCUGGGAGACUUUAGGGCACUAUUUUGUUUGUUUGUAAACACAAAGCUAGUCAAAAUUCUGUCCAAACAGCGUUUGCCUUUUGAAUGAAGGAGAAGGAGAGGCUCCUGCAGGUACCUGCAGCACUCCUCCACCUGGCCAAUUGGUGCUUUUCCUCUAGAGCAGAAAGCACCAGACUGGUGCCCCAGGGGGCAGAGACCUACCUCUAUGGUAUCCUGAGAGCAGAGCAGGGCAAACUGACCCAGACACUCUGUAAAUACCAGCUCUGGGUUCUGGUCAGGAUCCUUUUGAUCAUUUUUCAAAUCCAUUAUUUUAAGCCUGUAAAAGAAAACCGCCCCAAAGCCAAAGCAAAGAAGCUGGGCUCUGGCCUCUGCUCUUGUUUCUUGUCCCUUUCAGCCAUCCAUAUCUUCCACUCUUAGUGCUAGCAAGAGAUGUAGCCUUGGAUUUCAGCUCGAUUUCUUCACUCAGUCCCAUUAAACCUUGUCCAGCAUUCCAUGACACUGCCUGGCUAGGCCAUGCUUUUCUAGGACUUCUAGGAGAAAGCAUGCAGGCUUGUUCAGCUGUACCCAGCACAGCUCCCUAGGGACAUACUGUGCUGAUUUGCAGUGCAGAGACCUCAGACAGCUGCAGUGACCUAGUGUCCCUUCACAUACCCUUUGCCCCCUCCACAGUCUCCCUCCUCUCUGUCAGGUUCCAUUUUAUGACCUAUUUAUUCUGGGUGUAAACAUGUGUGUUGUGUAACUGCUAUUCUGUUGCGCUGCAGUGGCCUGUAAAAAUGUGGUGUUCAAGUGAA
Malaclemys terrapin pileata is the source of this 2452-nucleotide messenger RNA. It is a transcript of the gene GFRA3, whose product is annotated as GDNF family receptor alpha 3. NCBI's taxonomy places the organism in Eukaryota, Metazoa, Chordata, Testudines, Emydidae. Gene Ontology annotation, molecular function: signaling receptor activity. The record is from RefSeq and is a predicted model, not a curated record. The transcript has 8 exons. The coding region runs from base 131 to 1399 and encodes 422 amino acids. Gene Ontology annotation, cellular component: signaling receptor complex; external side of plasma membrane. Gene Ontology annotation, biological process: nervous system development.